Messenger RNA from Zeugodacus cucurbitae (melon fly), 1780 nucleotides. Its product is annotated as opsin Rh4. The coding region runs from base 212 to 1342 and encodes 376 amino acids. The transcript is spliced from 4 exons. Gene Ontology annotation, molecular function: G protein-coupled receptor activity. NCBI's taxonomy places the organism in Eukaryota, Metazoa, Arthropoda, Insecta, Diptera, Tephritidae. Gene Ontology annotation, cellular component: membrane. Gene Ontology annotation, biological process: G protein-coupled receptor signaling pathway; visual perception. The record is from RefSeq and is a predicted model, not a curated record.
AUUACAGUUACAGUGGCUAUGUUGCGCGCGGUGCAUUUUCAAGAGUUUUUAAACGGCUGAAUUAGUAAAUAGUUUCGUGGUCGCGAGAGUGCCGUUUUUAUACACAUUUCGUUCAAUUUCCUAAAACACAGUUAGCGAGUAAACGCAUGAACCUUGGAUUUACGUCAUAAUCAUUCACAGCAUCCAAUCCAUCGCCGGGAAUUUCAAGACUAUGCUGCCUUGCUGCAAUGCCAGCCUGGAGCCUGUUCUGAGGCCACAAGCACGUGUCUCGAAUGAACUACAGUUCCUGGGCUGGAAUGUGCCGCCCGAUCAGAUACAGUACAUACCCGAACAUUGGCUCACACAGUUGGAACCGCCUGCAUCCUUGCAUUACAUGUUAGCUAUACUCUACACAUUCCUCUUCUUCGCCUCGACUAUCGGUAAUGGACUAGUGCUGUGGGUUUUCAUGAGCGCAAAGUCCCUACGCACGCCAUCCAACAUAUUUGUACUAAAUUUGGCUUUCCUAGAUUUCAUUAUGUGCGCCAAAGCGCCGAUAUUCAUCUACAAUAGCUUUCAUCGUGGUUUCGCGCUCGGCAACACGUGGUGUCAAAUUUUCGCCGCUAUCGGGUCAUAUUCGGGCAUUGGAGCAGGCAUGUUGAAUGCGGCUAUCGGCUAUGACCGAUACAACGUCAUUACCAAGCCAAUGAACCGCUCAAUGACCAUGACCAAAUCCAUUAUAAUGAACCUCCUGAUAUGGGUGUACUGUACUCCGUGGGUCAUUAUGCCACUAACGGGAUUUUGGGAUCGUUUUGUGCCAGAGGGCUAUUUAACGUCUUGCACUUUCGACUACCUAACAGAUAACUUCGAUACACGUCUCUUCGUUGGUACCAUAUUCUUCUGUAGCUUUGUGUGCCCCACAUCGAUGAUCGUCUAUUACUACAGCCAAAUAGUUGGGCAUGUUUUUAGUCAUGAAAAAGCUCUGCGCGAACAAGCCAAGAAAAUGAACGUUGAGUCUUUGCGUUCAAAUGUGGACAAGAGCAAGGAGACGGCGGAAAUACGCAUUGCAAAAGCGGCCAUCACCAUAUGUUUCCUGUUCUUUGUAUCGUGGACGCCAUAUGGAGUAAUGUCAUUGAUUGGGGCAUUUGGUGAUAAGAGUCUGCUGACACCCGGAGUAACAAUGAUACCAGCUUGUACUUGCAAAAUGGUAGCUUGUGUCGACCCGUUCGUGUACGCUAUUAGUCAUCCCAGAUACAGAGCGGAAUUGUCCAAGCGUUGUCCAUGGUUGGCCAUUAAAGAAAAGUCGACAGAGGCAUCAGCAGCGGGUUCGACAACCACUGAACAACAGCAGACGUCAGCAGCGUAAGGUUAUCUCAUCGGAUUCCUUACUGAUUGUUGAUGGUAAUACUGUUAGAUUUAUUAUCUAUAAGAAACAUUAGUAUUUAAAUACAUAAAGUAGCAUAUAUUAGAUACUUAUUGCGACAAUCUUCGCACAUGUUGAUGACUUGGCUCUGGAACAGGACUUGAAUUAUCACCAAUACCCAAAUCGAAGACAAAAGGCUAAUUGAACUGAUAAAAUGACCUGGUAACACAUAUUAAUAUAAUUAACUGUGCCAUAAUGCGUGGGUGCCUAAGAUGCUGCAUUAUGCACGAAAAUUAAAAACAAAAAAGCAAUUAUCACAGUUAUGUAGGUUUAAUAUAACCAACUGUGGGAGUUUCCGAUAUAAAUAUAUUUAUUUGUAGAUCUUUUAUUUGCCCAUAACCUAGAAAUGGAAAAAAUAAAUAGAAUUUUAUUGCAACAAAA